Molecule: messenger RNA, 3366 nt
Organism: Malus domestica (apple)
Lineage: Eukaryota; Viridiplantae; Streptophyta; Magnoliopsida; Rosales; Rosaceae
Product: putative pentatricopeptide repeat-containing protein At5g43820
Molecular function (GO): protein binding
Source: RefSeq, a predicted model, not a curated record
AUUUACUAUAAACCCGUGACUAAGUUAUAGGUAAAAGAGGUAUAAAAUAUAUAUAAAAUACCAUCAUAACAGUAUCCAGCAAUCCACCGACUCCUCCGCCGCCCCAUUUCAAAUUUCAUGGCGUUUCACGGUGCUUUGCAAUCGCUGCGAUCGCUCAGCAGGGGCCCAUCCACCAGGUAUUCUUUCCCUUACCUUCCUUCCCCAAUUUCAUCAUCUCUCUUCUCAGCUCUUUAUGCUCAAUCCAAUGCGUUGCAUGAUGACCGUCCGAUCAACAACCAAUCUAGUCCCCACGAACGAUUUGUUCUUGAUCAACUCUCUAAUCUGUUACCAGUUCCUCUUAAUAAUUCGGCUCCGAAACCAUUGGAACCGAGUAAUUCGGAGAAGCAGAUAAAUGUUAGGGCCCCUGACGGUUUCUUGUUGCCGGAUGAGAAACUGCGUGGUGUUUUUCUUCAGAAAUUGAGGGGUACAACUGCAAUUGAGCAUGCUUUGGACAAUGUUGGUGUCGAUUUGAGUGUUGAUGUUGUUGCACAGGUAGUGAAUAGAGGGAAUUUAAGCAGCGAAGCGAUGCUUAUGUUCUUUAAUUGGGUGACUAAGAAGCCCGCCAUAGCGAAAGAUAUCCACACGUAUCACAUAAUCCUCAAAGCAUUAGGCAGAAGAAAGUUCUUUACACAUAUGAUGCACAUUAUGCAUAACAUGAGGGCUCGAGGGAUAAGUCCCGAUUUAGAGACCAUAUCGAUUGUAAUGGAUAGUUUCGUGAGGGCUGGAUAUGUGUCCAAGGCAAUUCGAGUGUUCAGAAACUUGGAAGAAGUUGGUUUGGAUUGUGAUACUGAGUCUUUGAAUAUGCUUGUACAGUGUUUGUGCCAGCGGUCUCAUGUAGGUGCUGCAAAUUCAUUUCUCAAUUCCAUCAAGGGGAAGAUACAAUUCAAUGGUACUACGUAUAAUAUUGUCAUUGGUGGAUGGUCAAGAAAUGGAAGAGUUAGUGAAAUGGUGAGGAUUUUGGAAGCAAUGGUUGCAGAUGGGUUCAGUCCCGAUAAUUCAACAUUCAGUUUCAUUAUUGAGGGUUUAGGGAGAGCUGGUCGGAUUGAUGAUGCUGUUGAGAUAUUUGAUAGCAUGAAGACAAAAGGUUGUGUGCCAGACGCCAGAGCUUAUAAUGCCAUGAUUUCAAACUUUAUCUCUGUUAGAGGGUUUGAUGAAUGUCGGAAGUACUAUAAGGGUAUGCCAAGUAAUAAUUGUGAUCCAAAUAUUGAUACUUAUACCAAAUUAAUUGAUGCUUUCCUUAAAGCCCGGAAAGUGGCUGAUGCUCUUGAAACGUUUGAUGAGAUGUUAGGUCGAGGUUUUCUUCCCAGUACAGGGACAAUAACCUCCUUUAUUGAACCCUUAUGUAGCUACGGUCCACCCUAUGCUGCGAUGAUGAUCUACCAGAAGGCAAGAAAGGUUGGAUGCAGAGUAUCAUCGAGUGCUUAUAAGCUAUUGCUUAUGCGACUUUCUAGGUUUGGCAAAUGUGGAAUGUUGCUAAACAUUUGGGAGGAUAUGCAAGAAUGCGGAUAUGAUUCGGAUAUGGAAGUUUAUGAUUAUGUAAUUAAUGGACUUUGCAACAAUGGGCAGCUUGAAAGUGCUGUACUUGUCAUGGAAGAGUCUGUGCAGAAAGGUUUUUGCCCAAGCAGGCUUAUUUAUAGCAAACUAAAUAGCAAACUACUUGCUUCAAAUAAAGUAGAGCGCGCUUAUAGGCUCUUUUUAAAAGUUAAAGAUGCUCGUCGUUAUGACACUGCACAAAGAUUUUGGCGUGCUAAGGGAUGGCAUUUCUGAAUUGACAUCAUUGAGGUGUCAAGUAAAGAAAUUUUAUGUUCUUUGAGGGAUAUGGCAGUAUCUAGCUUUUGUUCCUUAAGGUAUCGUUUGGUAUGCAGACGGGACGGGACGGAACGGAAUGGGACAGGAUGGGACGGAACGGAGAGGGAGCAAAAAUGCCCUCAGAUGGAAACAAGGAGGAAGAAGGAGGAGACGGAGAGGUUAUAAUUUUGUGUUCCACGGAUGUGGAACGAGUCGUUCCAGGGGGUGAGGUGGAACAAAAAUUCACCCAAAAUUUGUCCCGUGGAACAAUGCGUUCCACCCGUUUUAGUAAGUAUUGUGUGACCCUUUAAAAUUAUUUGUAAUGUGCUUUUUACAGCAUUAACUCUUAUCUUUAGCAUUCAAAUAUAUCAAAUUUUUAGUAACUGGAUAAUUUGAGACAGGGAUUUCUGGCGGAUGGAUAUUUCAUUAUGAUAACGCUCGUUGUGUUGAUUAUGGACAUAGCUUAUUGGUACAGGGUUGUCAUCAUAUUUGGCUAGUGUUCGUGAACAGGUUCCUGUCUCUUAAGUCUCAUUACUGAAAUAAAUUUCUUAACAAAAUAAUUUCGUUGGCAAGCUUAUCACCAGGAAAUAUUUUGAAUGAAAUAAAUGGGGUGUCAAUAAUGUUUAAACAGAAUUUGUGAAACCGACCAAUCAGAACCACUUUUGACAAAAUGGCAUAAGAAACUCAUUAGACAGGUGAUUAGUGGAGUGAUUCCUUUUUCAAUGAUGUCAAUUGUCAGGGUUAGCUGUAUGACCACCACUUUUUUCUUUCCUGAUUCUUUUUCAUUGGGUGAACAUUACUACGUAUUAACAGAUUUGAUUUAACCUUCAUGCAGGGAAGGCCAGACAAGACUGCGGUUACUGUAUUACAGAGUUCUGAAAUAAUGAUCUGCUAUCCAUUAUAUGGAUAUCAAAUGAAGGGAUUUACAAGAGUGAGAUUUCUGAAAUUAAAGUUUGAUGGUUGCGGAGAAAAAGAGAGUUCCAAAGUGAAGCAUGAUGUGCUACUGAAAUGCGAAGGUGAUUGUGGUUUAGGAACUGGUACGAAUGGACGAGGAUGCUGACAAUACCAUGGGAAAGUAUUGGUCUAGAAUAAAGUCCUGAGAAAGAUUCAAGGAACCUAGCCUGUUCAGAAUGGUUAAAGGGGGCGUCUCGUCAUAUAGCAGGCAAGGAAAGACUGAAAACGGAAAACAAGCCAAAACAGAAACCAUUUUGCGAGUUCAGUUGUCUUGCUUAUGAAACUUAGACCUCUCAAGCGUCACUGUUAUCGUGACAUUUGAAAGUUGAGACUUUGCAUAAAGAAUAGCAAUAUUGGUGUAUCAUCAGUUGGGAAGAUUCCCGGGCAGCUGCCGGACUUUGUUUUUGACCAUUAAAACGAAGCUAGGGCAAUGCGUUGCUUCCGUAACUAACACUUAAAUUACUGAGGCAAGAGGAUAUAGGGUUCACUGAAUUCACUGCAUUUCUGUUAGUGACAUGUUUCUUUUGAUGACAACUCUUUACUUAAUUACCAAUUAAUUAAUGUCUAUCUCGCUCUUUCUGCAAA